AUGGAUUCCAUGCGGUCGCUAAAUAGCUCCUUGCCUUCCUCAAAUUCUACGACGCAGCGCCCCGAAGUUCUAUUACAGGCCUUCAAGACUGCAGCGCUCUCAGUAACCAAUCUUUAUAAAAGUGCUGUUGCGGACCAAAUCCAAUCUCGACAUAUUGGAUACCAAGAUGCCCUUGAGGAUCUCCGGGCUUUUCUAGAUAAGGAAGGGUUGGGGAUUAGUGAUGGCGAAGGAAACAAAAUUCGCCAUUGGAUAGCGGAGCGAAUAGAUGGUACGGGGACUGCGGCAAAUGACAGUGAUGACGAGAAAGGAGAGCCGACAAAGACACAUCGGGGAGCAUCUCCAAAUUUUACACGGAAAGAAUCCGUCGAAUCUAGCCAGCCAGGCCGACAAGUCAGAUCAGCAUCGCCUCCCCGACAAGACCACCCGACUCCGCAUUCCGCCGCAAAUGAUAGCCGCCCUACUCUGUUCACGUUUAAUGCAGGCCCGCAGUUUCCAUCGGCUAUACCAGAGGACACCGACAUGCGGAUACCAGAUACUUCUCCGCCGAUACAGACUGAAUCAGUUAAUCAUUCACACAUAGUACACCCUUCCGUUCGACUCGAAGUCCUUCCUCGUGGCCCUCGUACUCCCCAUAGAAGUAACUCUCGACAUAACGGCCGUUCUUCUACACGAGAUCCCAGUUCCGCGAUUGGCUCGAAACGGAAAUUUCACUUCAACGACUUUUUCGACAUUUCAAAUAUAGGGAACGGUAAGGACGGAUUCGGAGGGGGGAAACGGGGAAGGUUCUUAUAG
Molecule: messenger RNA, 792 nt
Organism: Ophidiomyces ophidiicola
Lineage: Eukaryota; Fungi; Ascomycota; Eurotiomycetes; Onygenales; Onygenaceae
Exons: 1
Coding region: 1-792 (263 amino acids)
Source: RefSeq, a predicted model, not a curated record